AUGGCAGAUGAAUCGGAGAAACCUCGACCAAGCCAGGAUGGCAGUGAGUCGUCCUCACACCCUCCCCCAGAAAAGGAAACCGAAGGCAGUAUUUCAGACUAUCUACGAAUCUUCAGAUAUGCCGACAAAUACGACUGGACUCUCAAUGUCAUCGCGCUCAUCUGCGCCAUCGGAUCCGGGGCUUCCCUUCCUCUGAUGUCGAUCAUCUUCGGUAGCUUCACCAACAAGUUCAACAAUUACAAUUCGGGCGACGGGAGUCCUGAAGCGUUCAAGGCCGAUGUGGAUCAUUUCGUCCUGUGGUUCGUCUACCUCUUUAUUGGGAAGUUUGUCCUCACGUACGUUUCCACGGCUGCCAUUACCAUUUCAGCUAUACGAACCACUCGAACUCUUCGACGAGUGUUCCUUGAAUGCACCUUGCGGCAAGAGGUCUGGCAUUUCGACAAGCAGAGCAAUGGAGCAAUCGCCACUCAGGUCACUACCAAUGGCAACCGUAUACAAACAGGUAUUGCCGAGAAAUUGGUCUUUACCGUGCAGGCACUUUCAAUGUUCUUUUCUGCAUUUGUGGUCGCUUUGGCGUCUCAGUGGAAGCUAGCUUUAAUCACCAUGUCCGUCAUCCCUGCCAUUUUCCUGGUCACCGGCAUCUGCAUAGCAAUUGAUGCCGCUCAGGAGGCCAGGAUCACCAGGAUCUACUCACGCGCCGCUGUCCUCGCAGAAGAAGUCUUAUCAUCCAUCCGGACAGUCCAUGCUUUCUACGCCCAGAAGAAAAUGGUCGAAAAAUAUGAUGUCUUUUUGCAGCAAGCACACCAAGAAGGGAAGAAGAAAUCGCCAAAUUAUGGCGUCUUGUUCUCAACUGAGUACUUUUGCAUUUACGCUGCUAUCGCACUGGCCUUUUGGAAAGGUUUUCGCAUGUAUCAGAAUGGCGAGGUUGCCGACGUUGGCAAAGUCUUUACUGUUGUCCUUUCCGUCACCUUAGCAGCCACGUCCAUCUCAAUGCUUGCGCCUCAGGUUCAGUCGUUUACCAACGCCGCAUCUUCGGCCUCCGAAUUAUUCAGUAUCAUUGACAAACCCACGCAGCUCGACCCUCUCGACCCUUCUGGAAAGCAGCCAGAGGGCUGCCUAGGUCAAAUUGAGAUCCAAAACCUGGCAUUUGCCUACCCCUCCCGACCAUCUGCCCAAGUACUUCGAGAUUUCAACUUGACAAUUCCAGCUGGCAAGACGACGGCCCUCGUCGGUGCAUCAGGUAGCGGCAAAAGCACAAUGGUCGGCUUACUUGAACGGUGGUAUCUGCCCAGUUCGGGGAGGAUAUUACUUGAUGGGUUGGAACUGGGACAAUACAAUGUGAAAUGGCUGAGAAGCCGCAUUCGCCUCGUUCAACAGGAACCUGUGUUGUUUCGUGGCACAAUCUUCCAGAACAUUGCCAACGGUUUCAUGGAUGAGCAACGAGAUCUGCCUCGCGAAAAACAAAUGGAGCUUGUGCAAAAAGCUUGCAAAGCCAGCAAUGCCGACGUGUUCAUUAAUGAGCUUCCGAACGGUUAUGAGACUGAAGUUGGCGAGCGAGCCGGAGCCUUGAGUGGAGGUCAACGACAACGAAUUGCAAUCGCACGAAGUAUCAUAUCGGAUCCGAAGAUCCUGUUACUCGAUGAAGCUACCAGCGCCCUUGACCCGAAGGCGGAGAAAGUGGUCCAGGAGGCCUUGAACCGAGUGUCCAAAGACCGCACUACUUUGGUCAUUGCCCACAAACUAGCCACUGUCAAAAGUGCUGACAACAUCGCAGUCAUUUCCCAGGGGAAAAUCGUCGAGCAAGGCACACACCACGAAUUGAUCCAACGCAACGGUCAUUACGCCGCACUGGUGCGUGCACAGGACCUCGGGGCUGACGAACAAGAAGAACAUGAGAAGACCCUGCACGAAAAGGCAGCACGAGAAGCUGCUGGUGAACGACCGGCACUUGAGCGCACUCACACCACUGCCACAUCUCAAGCUGGAGACCUGGAGAAGCGGAAGGUGCCGGUCGGGACUUUGGGCUACUCGCUCCUAAAAUGCAUCCUAAUCAUGUUCUACGAACAAAAAAAUCUCUACUGGUGCUUCUUGUUGUCAACAAUAGCGGUUCUGAUAUGCGCGGCCACAUUUCCAGGACAAGCCCUUUUGUUUUCGAGAUUGCUCACUGUCUUCGAGUUGAGUGGUCAUGCGGCACAGGAACGGGCAGACUUUUAUAGUCUGAUGUUCUUUGUCGUGGCUCUAGGAAAUCUAGUAGGAUAUUUCACGAUUGGCUGGACAUGCAACGUUGUUUCACAAGUUGUCACCCAUCGCUAUCGAGCCGAAAUGUUCCAGCGAGUACUGGAUCAAGACAUCGAAUUCUUCGACAUCCCGGAGAAUACUUCUGGUGCUCUCACAUCGCAACUGUCAGCUCUACCCACGCAGUUGCAGGAGUUGAUAUCAGCAAAUAUUCUUCUCAUUUUUAUCGUUGUCGUCAACAUCGUCUCGAGCAGUGCUCUAGCACUAGCCUAUGGAUGGAAACUGGGCCUGGUGGUUGUGUUUGGUGCACUUCCACCCCUGCUUUUGGCUGGCUACCUCAGAAUUCGUCUUGAGACGAAGCUAGAAGCCGGAAACUCGGCAAACUUUGCAGAAAGUGCUGGGCUUGCAAGCGAAGCAGUUACCGCGAUCCGGACCGUCUCAUCUUUGACUCUCGAAGGCCAUGUUCUCCAACAGUACUCGGACAUGUUGAGCAAGGUCGUGCUAAGAUCAUCCAAAGCUUUGGUUUGGACGAUGUUUUGGUUCUCACUGUCACAGUCGAUCGAGUUUCUGGCUAUGGCCCUGGGAUUUUGGUAUGGCAGUCGACUACUGGCUUCAGGUGAGUACGACACAACUCAAUUUUAUAUCAUCUUCGUGGGCGUUUUGUUUGCCGGUCAAGCAGCAGCCCAGUUCUUCGCCUACUCCACGAGUCUUACCAAGGCUCGGUCGGCUGCGAACUAUAUCCUCUGGCUGCGGACAUUGAAGCCGACCAUCCGCGAAACGGAGGAGAACAAGAAAAAAGGGCCAGUGGGUGGAUGCCCUGUCGACCUCGAGGACAUUGAAUUCAGGUAUCGUCAACGUGAUUCGGCUCGAGUUCUCCGCGGGGUUUCCAUGACAAUCGAGCCAGGACAAUUUGUAGCUUAUGUGGGCGCUUCUGGCUGUGGCAAGUCAACGUUGAUCGCUUUGUUGGAACGAUUCUACGACCCGACCUCGGGCCGAAUUUCAUUUGCACACGAGAAUAUUGCAGAAAUGUCGCCGCGCUUGUACCGCGGCCAUAUGUCUUUGGUCCAACAGGAACCCACACUUUACCAAGGCUCCGUUCGCGAGAAUGUGACGUUGGGCCUCGAAUUCGAACCAUCAGAAGAGCUUGUCAAGGACGCCUGCCGCAAGGCCAAUGCUUUGGAUUUUGUCAUCUCUUUACCAGAAGGCUUUGAAACGCCCUGCGGCUCACUAGGGAUGCAGUUCUCCGGCGGGCAACGACAGCGGAUCGCCAUCGCAAGAGCAUUGAUUCGAAAUCCAAAGCUGUUGCUACUUGACGAAGCGACGUCAGCCCUCGACACGCAAUCGGAACGUCUGGUUCAAGCUGCCCUCGAUGAGGCAUCCACGAGCCGAACGACAAUAGCAGUGGCGCACCGACUUUCCACUAUUCGGAAUGUUGAUGUUAUUUUUGUGUUUGCCAACGGGAGAAUCGCCGAAACGGGCACUCACGCGGAACUACAACGACUGAGAGGAAGAUAUUACGAGAUGUGUUUGGCACAAUCUCUAGACCAAGCAUGA
Messenger RNA from Exophiala spinifera, 3789 nucleotides. RefSeq lists its product as uncharacterized. NCBI's taxonomy places the organism in Eukaryota, Fungi, Ascomycota, Eurotiomycetes, Chaetothyriales, Herpotrichiellaceae. Bases 1 to 3789 code for a protein of 1262 amino acids. Gene Ontology annotation, biological process: transmembrane transport. The record is from RefSeq and is a predicted model, not a curated record. Gene Ontology annotation, molecular function: ATP hydrolysis activity; ABC-type transporter activity; ATP binding. The transcript has a single exon. Gene Ontology annotation, cellular component: membrane.